Tremella mesenterica DSM 1558 is the source of this 1170-nucleotide messenger RNA. RefSeq lists its product as uncharacterized. The record is from RefSeq and is a predicted model, not a curated record. NCBI's taxonomy places the organism in Eukaryota, Fungi, Basidiomycota, Tremellomycetes, Tremellales, Tremellaceae. The transcript has 3 exons. Gene Ontology annotation, cellular component: nucleus. Gene Ontology annotation, molecular function: DNA-binding transcription factor activity, RNA polymerase II-specific; RNA polymerase II cis-regulatory region sequence-specific DNA binding; zinc ion binding. Gene Ontology annotation, biological process: regulation of transcription by RNA polymerase II. The coding region runs from base 1 to 1170 and encodes 389 amino acids.
AUGGAUGUCGACGCCGAGAUCGACGAACUCCUCUCAGUCGGUGGUUCUCGUAAGAGGAGCGAACCGGAUGUCGAAUCUGAUAUAGAGGCUGAGCUUGACCCACCUUCUGAGGUCGUCGAAGCGGAAGGGGAACAACCUGUCGGGGAUCUCGAACAAGGUGUACAAGGGUCUGGAGAGGUGAAAUGUUUGUGGGGAGAAUGUGAUAAGACUUUUGAAAAGGGAGAAGAGUUGGUUCAGCAUAUGCAUUCGGAUCACGUAGGUGUUGGUCAAGGAAGCAUCAAACAAGGAUUCCGUUGUGAAUGGAGAGGUUGUCCUCGAAAGGGACAAAAACAAGCUUCGAGACAUAGUUUGAUCACUCAUACUAGAGCACAUACGGGUGAAAGACCUUAUACAUGUUCUCAUCCUGGAUGUGGUAAAUCCUUCACUCGAUCCGACGCCAUGCAAAAACAUUUGAAAUCACUACACGGUCCCGAUUCUCAUCUUCGUAAACGUCCUGGUCCCCCACCCCGCCCCGCCUCCCAAAUCUUGACCGGUAAUCUCUACUCCGCUUCAUUCUGGUCAUCACCAGGAAUGAUCGAUUUAAUGUCUGAUCCUGAUCUCGCACCUACCCUCAUGGCACUUCGUUCUCGCGAUCCACUUUGGCCUCCAACACCAGCUGAAGAAGACGCUCUGGAAAGUGUUCGAAAAGCUCAACCUGGACCUCGACCUAAAAAACCUCGAUCUGAUGGAAUUAGAGUCGGAUCUGAAGUCAGGGGUGUGAAACGUGAAUUAGGAGACGACGGUGAAAGACGGAUGAGAAAUCGUGAUCGUGAUGAUGAGACUGGAAGUGACUUAGGAAUGGUAGGAACAGAAGAUCGGGAAGAGAGGAGAGGUAACAGGGAAGGAGAAUUGGGAAAAGAGGAAGAAAUAAAUUCUGAAUUGGACGAUUUUGAUGAAGGUGUAGGAAACGUGUAUCAACAUAUACCACCUAUAAUCGGUAUGGUACCAGAUCCAGAUGAUCCGGAAAGAGAAGUACCUGUUUAUGGAAGAAGUAAAUGGCAAGUCAAAUGGUUGAUGGCAAAAGCAAAGUUCAUGUUGCUAGUUGAAGAAAAUCAGAUGCGAAGAAUGGAUUUGAACGAUGUUAGGUUAAAGGAAGAAGAGUUGAAAAAGAUUCAUGGGAUCACCGAAUGA